Messenger RNA from Podarcis lilfordi (Lilford's wall lizard), 6368 nucleotides. The record is from the annotation of a GenBank genome assembly. NCBI's taxonomy places the organism in Eukaryota, Metazoa, Chordata, Lepidosauria, Squamata, Lacertidae.
UUGUGCGCAAUACACUGUGCAAAACGUGUACACGUAUUGGUCAAAUGUAGUUGUGGAAAGAGGGUGGAGACAUAUUCCUCCCUCCUUCGCUCUGCAGGAUUUCGGUUUCACUGUAUCAAAAAAAAAGGCGGGAAAGUGGAGGCCUGUCAGGGCCCCCCUUUACCUCACAGCAGGAUGUUCAGGGGCUGCAGCGCCUGGUUUUCUCAAAGCGUCAGCCAUGAGCUCCGUGGCCUUUGGGGUGAGGGGAAAUCACGACACUGAGGAAGGAGAGGAGGAGAUCUUAUAUCCCUCAGCCUUAGGAGAAGGUUGAGGGUGAAAGUAAAAUUCAGUGUUUUCGUCGAGGGCAGGGGUGCCAAAUUGAAUAAAAUGGGUUUUUUUGUGGGGGGACAAGUAAGCCCCGACUUGCAAAAUCGAUCCCAUGUCACGGAGCACUCACAUCAUUUGAAAUGACAAUGCCCAUAUACUUUUUGGGGAGAGGGGGCAGCCCCCUCAAAUAUUUUAUUUUGGCUCCUAUGGGAAAUGGGAUCGAGAGGGGUUGGUGGGAGCAGCUAGCUUUGAAGGGACGGAGAGCUCCAGCACAGCAAACAUUUAUCUAUCUUUCUACCUAUCUAUUGGUAUAGAAAAAAUAGGGGUGGUUGGCUUUUGCUGCCCAAGGGACUGAGUCCCCUAAGUCUAUGAUCGGUCAGAGAUGAAUGGAUGGAGGCAGGAGGCCAAAAAAGCAUGGCAGAUCAUUAUUUUUUUUCUGUUGCAACCGAGUUAUCUCCCCUCCUAGCAAGGAGGCAAGAGAGACUAUACCAGGGCAAAGAAUAAUGUCGGCCCCGCAACCCUCAAUAUAAACUAUGAACCUUUUGAGUUAUCUCUUCACCUUGGACUCUGUCAAGAAACGCCCUGUAAAGAAAUUCCUGUAAAGAUAACAUAAAGGAGAAAGUAUUAAGAAUACCAUUAUGUUUCGUUAUUAAGCUGCCUUAAGCCUGUUAUGCUAAUAACUCACCCCUUGAUUCUGAUUGGCUUCAUUUUUAAUUUGCAUCUUCAAAAAAGUUUAAUAAAGAAUUAGUAAACAACAACAGCUCAAUGCAAGGGAUGCAUGUUUGCAAAUUUCAAAACCCAUAUUUCAAAGAGUAAGUAUAUUUUGAAGAAGAAAGAUUAUUCCCUUGUGGCAUUUUUCUGCAGUUGCUGAAGGAGGAGUGAUCACAAACCAGGAUGCUGCUGAUUAUCUGUUCAGCAGUGAUGCUUCCCACCCUGACACAAAAAGGUAUAUUUUGUAGCUGGCUUUAUAGCUCAGUUUUUAUCAAUACCAUACAUGGUCUGCAGUCUGGGCAUUGUUUCUGCUUCUACUGCUUAAUUUCUGGAAGGAGAAGUGUUGGGAUGUAAAUCAGCUUUAAAAUAUCCUUCUGUAUUGGAAAUGCAAGAGGUAUCUCACAGAUAUUUAAUAGCUUGGGGAUGGAGGAUAUGCAUAUAUUGUGGAUUAUAUUGCCUAUAUACCUGAGAAUGGAGAUGAUGUAAGGCUGUGGUUCCCAAACUCUCCCCUCCCCCCACUAGCACAUGAAAAUUGCUGAGGAUUUUAGUGGACCACUUAAUGAUUUUUCUGGAUUACUGUAGCAAUUGUCAUGUGCUGCCUGUGCUAGAUGCUAUAUCGUUUUAUGUAUUUUAUAGUAUUACAAUUUGAAUUCCAUUAUCUUCAAAUUGGAAAACUGUUAAAUACAAUGUGGGAAAUAAACAAUGCAAAUGCAAUUAAAACUCAAUAUGAAUAUUUAAUGUGCUGGAUGCGCCGUCUCCAACCACAAAUCCACAUACGGGCUGCAGAACCACUGAAUGAAGUUCGUGGACCACAGUUUGGGAACUCCUGAUCGAAGGCAUUUUGCUGCCAAGGCAAAAUAUCCUAGCAGCACUCCCUUGUGGUGGUAAAAAAUAUAGCAACAAACAAACUAAUUCUAUUUAAGGAUGCCUCCAAAUCCUCUCUACCUUGGCUGAUUUUUGGAGGAAUUCGUCCUGCUUGAGAGUUAAUUGAAAGCUGUAAUUAAAACAAUUGUUUGGAUGUUUCAUAUUCAUUUCUGUAACCCCCUUCCUCUUCCUUUAGAAUACACCAGAGCUUAGAUUAUCUAGAAGACAGAGUCACUGUUUUUCAUUCUUCUUAUCUUACGGCAUGUGUCAACUCUGAAACAAAAAACUCAACAGCAUUAGGGCACUUCCUCCUUCUACCUGCCUGCUUGCAGCAAGGUGUGUGGGCACAAGUAUUUUUUCCCCAUUUCAAUAUUAAACUUGUUAUUUAAGACAGGGGUGGAAACCUUGGGCAUGGUGUGUGUGUGUGUAUGUGUGAAAAGCAGUCCUUUAGUUUUCUCUGUCCAACCCUUGGCACUCUCACCAGGCCACACAUCCCUCACCAACCCAGCUGAGCUCCUGCCUCAAGUGCUUUUGCCUGACUAAAACGAGUCCUUGAAGUACUUCAAAGGCAAACAUUGUUAGUGAGUGAUGGCCAUUACACUGCAUCAUCUAGUAAAGCUGCACGGAAAGCCUGAUUCUCUUUCCUUUUGCAAUCCCUACAGAAAUUAGGCAGAAAAAUGGCAGCUUUAUAUGGGAGCAGAUUUCUAACCCUCUGAAGUUGCAGGUAAGAAGAAUAUUGAAUGUACAUUACAUGAUUUUAAUUUUAAUUUAGUUAUCUGUUUUGGUCUGUAACUUUUUUAUUUUAGAUUUUCACAUACAGCAUUUGUAUGCACAGUAUGGAAUAGUACUCCAAAAUGAAAUAACUGAAAUUUGCUGAAAGCAUGAACUUGGUAUGUAGUUUCCUUCCUUCCUUUAGAGCUGCCAUUUUUUUAUAUCCACAGCCCAGUCAACCUGUUGAUGUAAAGUGCCACAGGGUGGAAGAAGAGACAAAGGCCAAGAGAGGGUUGGAGAAAAGGUAUAUUUUGUAUCAGAUGAUAUUGUUGGAUGUCUGUUGUUUUAUGCAGUAGCUAAAAUACACUGGUGGUGGCAUGUGUUCAGUGAUAGUGUGGAUUAGCUAAAGUCAGUUCUCACAGCUAGUUCUCAAUUCUUAAUUUUUUAUUGUAAGAUAUCAUUACCACUCCACCAACAGUAAUUUUAUCAACAAUGCCCAGAGUUGUAUCCAGAGUUAAUCAUCACUGGAAUUAAUCAACAUGAUUAUCUUAAGUCUAUUAAUUUCAGUGGGUCUACUCUAAGUUGAGCUUGGAUACCCGAUAUGAAAGCAUUAAUUAGCUCCCCUCACAGAAGGGAAGUAAUUUGAACCAAAGAAUGUUAGUCUGCCCAACUGAGCUCCCACAGCCAGAAAAUAUGUCUACAUCAGGUUACUUAAUGCAUCUUGUUCCACUUCCUUGGCCUAUUAUUUUAUUUAUUUAUUGAAUUUAUAUACUGCCUGGAGGUCUCAGGGCAGUGCAUACUAGAAGUCAUAUAGGGCGGUCUCUACUAGAAGUCAGUUAUAUUGGUUUUAUUCCACUUUAUCAUAUGGUGCUUCUGGACAGGUUUUGUUUGUGGGAAUAGUGCUCCUCAUGAAUGCAGGUUUGUUGUUUUUUGUUUUUCUGUGUCUGCAAGAUGUUAUUGGCAUCAAAAUGCCAGCUUGUAUGCUCCCCCAUUUCAUCUUGAUUGUCCCAUUCUGGGGGAAAUCCUGUAAGUUAAAAAAUCUGUUUCUGGCAACACAUUUAGAAUAUAUCACUGGUUGUGUACACCAGUGAUAUAUAUUGGCAUAUUACUGCCCAAAAGACUCAUAGGAACUGCAGUUUACAUCAGAGCUACAAUUCAAAGCCCUCUUAACAAACCACAGUUCCCAGGAUUUGUUGGGGAAAGUAUGUGCUUUCAGUAUAUGUUCCAUAUAAAGUCACAACUUGUUCACAGUAGUAAGCUCCCAUAUGGAAGCACCCAUGACUUCCAACCAAAGUAAUUCCAGGGAAUUGACAGUUCCAAUAAUCUUUAUGAAGAGAGGAUGCCUUUUAACAGUUUGAACCUGUUUGCUUCAUUAAUAUAAAUGUCUGAUGAAUCAUAGCUGGAGGCUGGGUCUAGAUAAUACAAAGCAGCACAAGUUAAAAAUUAUGCUCUUGUAAAUCUCCUUCUUCAGGGCAGAUUCUUGUCUCUUGAGUAACAAGCUGAUGGAAACAAAAAUAAUAAUCUGGAAUUAAAAGACUUCUCUGGUGUUAUAUUGAUUGUUGUAAAAAACAAAAGGCUUUUGAAAGUGUAAAUAAUAGCAAAAUUUCUGUCUGAAAUUACAGUGAAGACAAUCAAAUCCCAGGGACAGUAGAAACAGUGAAGAUGGCAUAUAUUCCACUACAAGAUUAUCCAGCAAGCAAUAUGGUGAUAGGUAAGAACAAAGCGUAGUUUAGGAUUUAUCACUAUUAGGAUUUAUCACUACAGUAUUAUGCACAUGACCUCAGUUUUAAGUACAGCAUAAAGCCAAUACAAUAAAACACAAAACAAAGAUUAAAAGCAGCAAAUUUUAAUCUGCUCUUCAUCAAUGAAUGGCAAACUAUAACUUGCUCAGUUAGAUAAGUUAAAAAUCUAAUUAAACCCCUGGUUAAACAACUGCGGUUUUCCUAGAGACACAGGCUCUGUACACAGUACACACCAUACAUUUAAAGCAAAUUGAAGGGACAUUCUUUCUCCCAAAGAAUUCUGAGAACUGUGCUUAAUGGCUCACAGAGCUACAAUUCCCAGCACCUUCCACAAACUACACUACAGGCAUGCAUCCUUAAGUGCAUUUGAAUAGAACUGGUGGGAGAUAUGUGACAGCCUGGCUUAGAGAAAUGGCAGGAGACCAGAGUCCUUUGUGACAGCUACUUCUUUAGGAACUGUGGUCUCAGUUUAGUUAGGUAAAGUUCAGCAUCUUGAAUUGGGCCCAGGAGCAAAGAAUUAAUCUUUUCAUAAUUGGUGUAAUGUGGGUGAAUUUUCUACUAACUGAAGCUCCCAAACCUCCUGCAAGGGUGGUCCCACAUAACUCACAUCGCAAUAAUCCAACCAUUGCAAUAAUCCAACCAUCACUCUAGCCAGAUUACAGCGGUACCUCAGAUUACAGAUGCUUCAGGUUACAGGGGCUUCAGGUUACAGACUCCGCUAACCCAGAAAUAGUACCUCGGGUUAAGAACUUUGCUUCAGGAUGAGAGCAGAAAUCGUGCGGUGGCGGAGCAGUGGCAGCGGGAGGCCCCAUUAGCUAAAGUGGUACCUCAGGUUAAGAACAGUUUCAGGUUAAGAACAGACCUCCGGAACAAAUUAAGUUCUUAACCUGAGGUACCACUAUUGCUGUCCAGAAGUGGUCAUAGCUGGCAAGCCAGACAUUUUUGGUAAAAGGCACUCCAUGCCACAAAGACAACCUCCAUCUAGUGACAAGACUGGAUCUCAGUGUACCUUUAAACUGUGAAGUGUGGGUUUAGUUAGUAUGGUUCAAUUCAUUUCAUUUCAUCUGUUUUGCCAACAGUUUCUGACAGGACUGAAGUGAGUUUGUUAUUGAUUUCAGAUAUUAAAAUUGAAUUGGAUUUACAAUCCAGAAGCAACCCUUUUCAUCCAGUUUUAAUAGUUUUUUAAAAGCUGCAGUCAAAAUAAUAUUACAUUUAUUCAUGCAAAUACACACAAUUUAAAUUAAUGAUAUAUAUCUCUCUUUAUAUUCCUGUCCUUGGGUUAUGACAUCAGAUCAUAGAACUGUAGAGUUGGAAGGGACCCAGCCAGAUCAUCUAGUCCAACCCUCUGCAAUGCAGGAAUAUGCAGCUGUCCCAUAUGGGGAUCAGGACAAAAUGAAAUAUGACACUAUAAUUUUGAAAUCCCUGAAUUUUCUGUCUCUCUUAGAAAAUUUCAUUAUUUUAAGAGCAGGUGUGUGUAGGAUUGGAUUGUUGGGCUAGUGGAGGGCUUUUUAAAAACUCUUUCCCUGUUCCUCUGUGCUGUUUAAAUCACCUUCUCUCAAGUUGAUAAUUGUGUCCCAUUAGUGGAAACACAAGGGUUCCCCAGCCAACAAAAAAAAUUGCUUUGUAAUUAAGCAAUUUUUAAGGCCUUCCAAUAUUUUUUUCUGUGUUUUGCAACAUUUCUUUCUGUGUUUUUUUAAAACAAUAUUGAGAUUGUGAAAUGUGUACCUUUUAACCUUUACUUCACAGGUUAUCCUUCUGCUAAAGAGAUGAACAAAUUCCUUGGGGAAAUACAGGAUUUCAUUCCUGGCUGCUCUGAUUACUUGGCAUACUGGAUUCCAAAUGAAACAAGUAUUUUCUCUGAUCGGAAAUCAAAAUUAAAACGGAAGUUAUAAGUAACAUUUAACGAACGCUCCCUGCCUCUGAAUAUUCUUCCUUGUGAUCCUCAUUCUUAAUUUUGCCAGAUGUGCUUUACUCUGAAUUUUCUCCUGAAAGGAUUACCAAAUUUACAUUAGAACGUUUUGUCCUGCACGAUAC